This is a messenger RNA of Diabrotica virgifera virgifera (western corn rootworm), 3539 nucleotides long. RefSeq lists its product as uncharacterized. The record is from RefSeq and is a predicted model, not a curated record. Bases 13 to 3495 code for a protein of 1160 amino acids. NCBI's taxonomy places the organism in Eukaryota, Metazoa, Arthropoda, Insecta, Coleoptera, Chrysomelidae. The transcript is spliced from 23 exons.
CAAUCAACAACUAUGAUCUGUAUACACCAAUUAAUAUUAAUAUUGUUGAGUACUUUUAUAGUUGUCACUAAAUGUGAAGAUCCAGAGGUAACAUUACCCUAUGGAAAAAUUCGUGGAGUAUAUACAAAAACCAUACGAUACCGGAAGCCAUUUUAUGCUUUUUUGCAAGUGCCUUAUGCUGCCCCUCCUGUAGGUAAACUCAGGUUUAUGCCUCCUCAACCUGUGCAACCAUGGACUGGUAUCUUAGAUACUAAACAAAAUAACAAAGCAUGUCAUCAAGUAGGAAAAACGGCAUCUUACAUAAGUGAAGACUGUUUGUACCUUAAUGUAUAUACGCCAGUGGCACCAGGCACAAAUUCUAAUUUACCCGUCUUAGUUUACAUCUAUGGAGGAGCCUUCAUACAUGGAUCCCUUUGGUUUGGAACGUUACAACCACAAAAUCCUAUCGAAAAAGACGUUAUAGUAGUACUAUUAAAUUACAGAAUAGGACCUUUAGGAUUUCUGUCAACUGAAGAUGAUGUUAUACAAGGAAACAUGGGGUUGAAGGACCAAUUGUUUGUUUUGAAAUGGGUCAAUGAGAAUAUACACCUAUUUGGUGGAGAUGCUAACAAAGUAACCCUCAUGGGUCAGAGUGCAGGAGCAGCUUCAGUUACUUAUCAUAUUUUAAGUCCGCAAUCAAAAGGUUUAUUUAGGGCAGCUGUAGCUGAGAGUGCUUCAGCACUUUGUACCUGGGCAUACCAAAGAAACGCGAGGCAAACAGCGUAUGGGCUAGCUGUAGAGAUAGAUUCCAAUUUUGGAACUAAUCGAUCUUCUGCUGAACUGCUUGAAUUCUUACAAAGUGUAGAUGUUAGUAAGAUAGACGGUACUGCAGAUAAAUAUAAGGAAUUUGCACCUGUAAUAGAAAGUCUUCAUCCUGAUGCUUUUAUUACUGAACCAAUGUAUGAAACGAUCAAAACCGGUAAUAUUAAUAAAGUUCCAUUGCUUAUUGGAUAUUGCUCGGAAGAACAGAUUUUCCAUGCUAACGAUAUGGCGAAUUGGAAAAAAAUUAUUGAGAAAAAUUACCGUAAUCCCAAAAACCUGGUUAAUCAAGAUAUGAACGUCCAGGAUAUGGCUACAAAAGAAACUAUUGGAGAGCAAAUUCAAAACGUCUACACAACUGACUCAUUGGCCGAUGAACCUGGAAAAGCAAUUCAGUUCAGCAGUGACAACACUUACGUUCGCCCUGUUAUACGUUUUGCCGAACUGCAGUCCUGGCUUACCGAUGUAUUUUUGUACCAAUUUUCAUAUCAUGGUAUAAUAGGUAAUAAUAAUGCAACAGUUGAUGGAGUUCCAGGCAGAGUUGCGCAUGCCGAAGAUGUAAGAUAUUUUUGGACAUAUUUCAAAAACUAUAGUGAAGUUCCCGAAGAAGAUGUCAGAACUGUAGAUCGAUAUUUAGGACUGAUAACUAAUUUUAUCAAAUAUCUGAAUCCUACCCCAGAACACGAAGAGAUUUUUGAAAAUAUCCUGUGGCCCAAGUUAACUAGUUCUGAGAUGCAGUAUUUGGAUAUUGAUAAGAGUUUAAUGGUAAAACAGCAUCCAAGGGAGUUUUCUUACCAGAAAUGGGUUGACAUAUAUAACCAGUAUGCUACUGGGACACUAACAAUAAAACCGGUUUUCCAUGGAGAAGAUUUACCAGUUCCAGGACCCCCGGCAAAUUGGGAAAAAGAUUUGGAAAUGUAUGGCGAUAAAAGUAAACCCGAUGAUGUAUCAGAAAAGAAUGAUUCUUAUUUUCCCGAAAGCGACGAAAAAUCACUUUAUUGCAUCCAACAAGCCGAAUUACAUGAUUUAAAACGUUUAUGUUGGUUACAAAGUCAGUUAUACUUUGUAGUAAAGAUGUUAUUGAUACUGCUAAUUUUUGGAGUGAGCUCUGUGAUUGGCGAAGGUCCAACUAUCCAUCUUUCUGACGGAACAAUUGAGGGUCUUACUGCUUAUACCAUAAGAGACAAAACAGAAUUUUAUGCUUACCUGGGCAUACCUUUUGCUGCUGCUCCCAUUGGGCAGCUACGAAUGAAGCCUCCACAGCCGGUACAACCUUGGAAUGGGACUUUUGAAGCGAAAGACAAUAAGAAGAUUUGCUAUCAAAUUAGCUCAAAAGUACAUUAUCCACAAACAGAGGACUGCCUCAUACUGAACGUCUACACACCAAUCAAACCUGGACAAUCAGGCGGUUUGCCUGUUAUGGUGUCUAUUUAUGGUGGCAGCUUUACCCAUGGCUUUGCCUCAAUUGGAACAACAGGUCCUGAUUAUUUUUUGGAAGCAGGAAUUAUACUUGUGACAUUUAAUUACAGAGUUGGACCAUUUGGAUUUUUAUCGACGGAUGACGAUACCAUUCCCGGAAAUAUGGGAGUAAAGGACCAAGUAUUUGCGCUGAAGUGGGUUCAAAAGAAUAUUCAUCUGUUUGGUGGUGAUCCAGAUAAAGUCACUAUUCAUGGACAAAGUGCUGGGGCAGCUUCUGUAACUUACCAUAUCUUAAGUCCUGCUUCAGAAGGUUUAUUUAGAGCUGCAAUAGCAAACAGCGGUUCAGCGUUAAAUAGUUGGGCUAACGUCAAUGGAAGUGGUCUGCACGUAGCUAGAGGAAUUGCCAGAAUCAUCGAUCCCACAAUGAGCAAAACGGCUACACCGAAAGAGAUUUAUGAUUUACUGAUGAGAGUCGAUGCUGAGGAGAUACAUAAAACAGGAAGCAAUUACGCAAUGUUCGCGCCAGUAAUUGAAGGCAAACAUGAAGGGGCAUUCAUUACCGAAUCGAUGUAUGAACUGUUGGAGAGUGGUCGGUUCAAUAGGGUUCCCUUAGUGAUUGGAUUCAACUCUGAGGAGUAUAUCAGUUUGGCUUCCAAUGAAGCAGGUUUAAGGUCCUCAGCUAAGACUUACGAUAGUAAUCCAGCCACACUUGUUAACCGGGAUCUGCGCAUUACGGAUGCGGAAAUUUUGAAAAAAGCAGGAUCUGUGAUUAAAAACGUUUAUACCGGAACAAGCGAUUUUGAACAUCACUUAGGUGAAGUAAUAAGGUUUCGUAGUGACGAUAUGUUCAUUCGAGGUGUUAUAAGAUACGCACAAAUGCAAGCCAAAUACGAUGACGUGUACCUGUACCAGUUUUCUUAUCAUGGUUUACUCGGAAGAAAUAAUCUCACAUAUGAAGGUUGUGGCAGAGUAGAACAUGGAGAAGAUGGACGAUAUCUUUGGGCAGGUGCUGAUCUAUCUAAGUACCCAGCUUCAGAUGUUACGACUGUAGAACGAUAUGUUGGAUUUUUUACCAACUUUAUCAAAACGUUAAAUCCCACCCCGAAUAAAGAAGAGCUAUUCCAAAAUGUUAUUUGGCCUCGUCUGAAUGCAGACAAUAUCCACUUCAUGGACAUAGAUGAUAAUUUAUCAAUCAAGCAACAUCCUAGAAAUGCAGUAUAUGAAAAAUGGGUGACUAUAUAUGGCAAAUAUGCUGUUGAACCUCUACUCACUUUUUAAUAAUUUAUAUAAAAUAAAUAUGUAUAUGUAUUAUUGUCUAUAAA